Messenger RNA from Apis florea (little honeybee), 3726 nucleotides. RefSeq names its product MAP7 domain-containing protein plexus (gene px). The record is from RefSeq and is a predicted model, not a curated record. NCBI's taxonomy places the organism in Eukaryota, Metazoa, Arthropoda, Insecta, Hymenoptera, Apidae.
GCAUCAUGGGAAGCAGAUCGCAAUUUUGCAAUAUGGCGGUGAAUUGAGCCAAAGUCGCGGUGCUGUGCCAUCAGAAAAUGUAUUUUUCAUAGUCGCGCAACGUCUUUUAUUAUACUCUUUAUGUAUGCGACAGUGUAAUACGGAUUCGGGUCGCGUUAGACGAUACACUGUGCAUGUAAAUAUGAGUGUAACGAAGCACAACGUUAUUUCGAAGGUGACACCCCGCAACUCGGUGUGGUGCUCGACCACGUAUGGCAGAGACUAGAAUCCGAGAUAAGGAAGCUCUGCUUCGCCUAAGUAAUAUACGUAUCGCAAAUCAAAAUUACCACCAAAAAGUAGCGAUGUGGUGGUUACCCAUCCCGAACUGUGAAAACAUAUUUGCAAAAUUCAAACAUUUUAUCAAUCGUUGUAACUUGUGAUCGUAUAUGUGUGCCAAACAAAAAUACAUAAAAGGGCAUUGAAAAGAUCCAAUGGUUUCCUGACAUAAUGGAAAGUAAAUUAUAUGUGAAAAAUGAGCCGGGACUGGACGGGCAAUCACUUGCAAAUCAACAAGCGAAUCCAUCUUCAGAGGAUACUAAUGGAGCUAGGGUUUGUUUUGUUUGUGGUACGAUAGGUCACGGAGAACAGUAUUGGCUUAGAGUAAAGCCAAGUCCAGGCGGUGCACCAAAUGAACCUUACUUUCCAUUUCUUGAAUCCCAUGAACCACCUGCUGGCUAUCGUGGGGAAGGAGCUAGAAGUGGAACAGUUAAGGCAUGCAGCCUUUGUUAUGCCUUGCUGUUGCAACAAUGGGAGAGUUAUGAACAGGAUGCUAGACCUCAUAGCCAACGAAUUUAUUGGUUGAAACGAUGCGAUGGCGGUCCUUUUACGGGGGCUGAGAUGGCUCUCCAGGGAGAAUAUGCGGCUCAAGUUCUGGGAUUGACCAAUGACCAAACCCCGCAGCUCAGACCGGAAAAUCGACCAAUUGGAAUUUCUCCGCGACUUCCUCUAAAUUCACCAUCGCCUAGAGUGGAACAGACAAGACCACCGUCGAAUUCCAUUGAGCUGCCAAGGCCACAUUCUAACACGGCUGAAACGCACAGACAUUUGGAACAAGCAAGGCUUACAAUGGAAUCUCCCCAUCAAAGACUGCAAUCGCCGCAUCAAAGGUUACAAAGUCCUCGACAGCCUGUGGAAGAUUCAAGAAUAUCAAACGAGGCGGCGUUAGAUUUGAGACAUGCACCGAGAAGUUCACCUGCGCCACAACCAACUCUACCACCACAACCUCAACCCAUUUAUAGCGGUGGAUCAACGUCGAGUACCGGCACAGAUAUUUUAGAUCUUUCGAUGCCAGACAAAAAUUCAGUUACGGAAGUUUGUUACGUGUGCGGAGACGAAUUCAAAAGAGGGUCACUUAGUCAUAUUGCAGCAAAACCACUGCCAAUCCCACCACAUCCUUCUGCUAGUCCCCCGCCAUUUUUUCCUUCGCUAAUGCUUCAUCCAAGGCCAAGCAGAAGUCGACCAAUGGAUAGCGCCGGUCGUGUCCAAGCUUGUUCAGCAUGUCAAAAUCACCUUCUGCUACAAUGGAAGGCAUAUACCCGGCAAGGAGUCCCGCACGGUGAUCGAAAUUACACGCUUCGUAAACGACAAGCACCUGCCAUGGAUACAACUACUUUUAUUUGUUAUACUUGUGCGCUUGAGUACCCUUCGUCCAGUAUUAGACUUCUUUAUUGCUGUCCUAAUCCCGAGAAGGAGGCGUACUACCCUUUUAUUUAUUCUCUGAGACCUCCACCAGGAGCUAGUCCUAUUAGUCCUCAGGGAAUGGUGCAAGUUUGCUCCAUUUGUUACAAAGCUAUACCGCAAAAACAGCAAGUAUUUGGUGGAGAAAAUCACGAGGCUCAACCGUCUGGGCAGAACGUGGAUUUUCGUCAACAAGGUCCUUCUCCAAGACCUGCAGUGGCAAAAUCUCCAGCUAAUUCUGCCGGUAGUGAUAUUCGUUUCAAACCAUACGAUUUGAACAAAUCUAGCGUUGCUACGAACAAGCAACGCAGCGCAACCAUAAAAGGAUCCACUCCAGGACAACGAAACUCUCCUAACAACGGUCCUGCCGAGAAUGGAACGGUUGCUCUUGGCCAAAAUUAUAGGUGCUAUAUUUGCGAGAGACUGUAUCCUCGCUCUCACAUGGAAUGCUACACGCUUCGUAAACGACAAGCACCUGCCAUGGAUACAACUACUUUUAUUUGUUAUACUUGUGCGCUUGAGUACCCUUCGUCCAGUAUUAGACUUCUUUAUUGCUGUCCUAAUCCCGAGAAGGAGGCGUACUACCCUUUUAUUUAUUCUCUGAGACCUCCACCAGGAGCUAGUCCUAUUAGUCCUCAGGGAAUGGUGCAAGUUUGCUCCAUUUGUUACAAAGCUAUACCGCAAAAACAGCAAGUAUUUGGUGGAGAAAAUCACGAGGCUCAACCGUCUGGGCAGAACGUGGAUUUUCGUCAACAAGGUCCUUCUCCAAGACCUGCAGUGGCAAAAUCUCCAGCUAAUUCUGCCGGUAGUGAUAUUCGUUUCAAACCAUACGAUUUGAACAAAUCUAGCGUUGCUACGAACAAGCAACGCAGCGCAACCAUAAAAGGAUCCACUCCAGGACAACGAAACUCUCCUAACAACGGUCCUGCCGAGAAUGGAACGGUUGCUCUUGGCCAAAAUUAUAGGUGCUAUAUUUGCGAGAGACUGUAUCCUCGCUCUCACAUGGAAUGGUUAUCCACAAGCCCAGAGGGAAUGAAUUCACAUGCUAUGCAUUUUCCAUGUUUACGUGGAAUGGCACGUACAUCAGAAAAUGCUUGCAUGGAUAGUCACGGCAGAGUGUUAGCUUGUAGUCAUUGUGUGAAUCAUCUUGCCCAACAGUGGGAAAGCAUGGAUGCUGAACGAGUUCCUUUAGAACAUCGCAGGUAUGAUAUUCCUAGUCCACAUCCAAAUGGCGAUGUGAAUCGAUCAAUCGCCACCCCACCGAGUUCUAAUUCAGAUCGAACGUUUGGUAGUAACCCAGGCACAUCGAGCAGUUCUAUAUAUUGUUUCUUAUGUGGCUUGCAUAGUGAUUUGACUCUCGCAAGAGUGUUGUAUGGUCGCCCUCAGGGCCGUAAUGCACCGUUUUUCCCUGAAUUAUUACGCCAUCAGUCUCCACCAAACGCUGAACAACUUAGGGAAGAUGGUUCUGCGCUAGUAUGCACGUUCUGUUACCAUUCUUUGUUGGCGCAAUGGCGUCGAUACGAAUCUCUUCCCAGUGGUCAACAAGUAAAUGCUGCAGAGAGGCAAUAUAAUACACAUGAUUAUUGCUGUUACGUUUGUGGUAUCACAACGUACAGAAAGCGAGUCAGAGCACUGCUCGUAAAGGAUUUUCCCUUCUUGAGGUAUCACAGACAGCCUGAAAAGAGCCUUUUAUUGGAAAACGGUGAUUUCGCUGUGGUCUGUUUGGAUUGUUACGAGACAUUGCGCACUCAAAGCCUUGAAUACGAACGAUGGGGCUUACCCGUUGAAAAACGCGAAUAUAAUUGGAUAGUGCAACCUCCGCCACCAGAGGAUAGUCCUGAUGCAGCUGUCGCGAGAUUGCCAUCUGGAGAAAGGUCCGAGAAGGUGGUUCCAUCGACUUUAACGGUUAAACCUGCACGAAAAAACUGUUCACCGAAGGCACCGGAUAAAAAGGUUCCGACAAAGGUUCCAGAAAAAGAACAAGGUAAGUGGAAAAUGUUUUGAAUCGAA